Molecule: messenger RNA, 1359 nt
Organism: Penicillium manginii
Lineage: Eukaryota; Fungi; Ascomycota; Eurotiomycetes; Eurotiales; Aspergillaceae
Exons: 2
Coding region: 1-1359 (452 amino acids)
Source: RefSeq, a predicted model, not a curated record
AUGGGUGCUCUCAUCAUCGGUCCGACCACUCCUUUUGGUAUACCUCAUACGGAGAAGCAAAUCGAACUUGUGCAUGUUCGGAAGGUCUUGUACAGUGUUCUAACCGAGUGGUCGAAGCAACGUGGCCGCCCUCUGGACGCAAGUAUUCAUGCUCCAGUCCAUCUGCGCCGCCUUGAGCAGGCUCGGUUUGAGCGAGUGAGUCGGGCUUCCGCCUCUGAGGUCGCUCUUAGGAUCUAUCGCACAGAGUUUGUCAAGUCUAUCCAAGAGGAGGGCCUGUGUCAGCUUAUCGCUUCCAUUGUUCGUAUCUUUCCUCAUCCUCUCCUCUCCUCUCUCCUCGUCUCACUUACACCUUCGCUUGACCAGGAUUUCUCCGACGAGAAUUCCUCCGAGGCAGCUUUGGUUGACGGCAUCAAGUUCUCCAGCAACACCGGUACCAACCCUGCUGCCGCUGAUUUCACUCCCCCGGCCAACCCCAAGGCUAGCACUACCACCCCUGCUAGUGUCCCCACUAUGCGUACUGUUCGCUCCCCUCAGGAGUUUUUGGACUCCUUCAAGGCCGUUCAUACCCGUGGCUUCAAUCUGGGUGGUCAGCGAGUUGCCCCUCGACGUCUUGCCUUCAAGAAUGUUCCUGAAUGGGCUACAUACUCGGACAUGUUGUGCCUUGUUCACGGUGGUGCCGUGGAUCGCAUCUUCCGCGGCGAAGAACAUGAGUUCAUCGUUCAGUUCUGCGAUGAGGAAAGCUGCACCCAGUAUCUUGGGGCCUAUCCGUCUGGCAUCAAGCUUGAAGACGACCACAUCAUCGAGGUGGUCCGGGCUUCUGGUUCGGACAAGAUCACUCCAACGUUCACCAGCCUGAUGGAGAGUGAGGCUUCGCGUGUGGUCCGUGUGGCAAAUGUUCCCCUCGACAAACCUCUUCAGGAUCUGCACGAUUUGACUGGCGGCAUGGCUGUUGACCAUAUCUUGUACAAUGCUCGCGCCGGUUGUCCUGGCUCUGCCUACUUUUUCUUCUGCAGCGUUUCCCACGGUAACAAAUUCUUCACUAAAAUCGACGAGGAACAACCCUGGGACGACUGUGCUCCUGGAUUCAUGACCGAUCCGUACGUAUUAUCUCAGAUCACACUAUACAACCCAGUGCAAUCCUAUGCUGACUUCAAAACGCAGAUGCAAGGUCGCCAGUUCCUUCCACAGCAACUCGAUCCCUUACCAGAUGUCGACUGCCCAGGCCGCCUGAUCGACUCGAUGUGGACCACUCUUGAUCCUAGUCAACGAUUUUCUAUUCUGCACCACGAGGAAUAUCGUUCAGUCAACUGGGAUCGACAGAUUCAUGUGGCAGACCUACACGAAAUUAUGGGUGGAUGA